AUGGCAGGCGGUCUGGUGAAGUACCGGCACCUGUCGCGCAAUUCGGCGCACCGCCGCGCCCUCCUCCGAAAUCUCGUCACCUCGCUGCUCGAGCACGAGAGCAUAACCACCACCUGGCCCAAAGCGAAGGAGGCGCAAAGGAUGGCGGAGAAGAUCAUCACGCACGCCAAGAAGAACACGUCUGCGAGCAAGAUUCAGGUCCAGAAAGACCUUUUCUACCCCGAGCGCCUCAUGCCCAAACUCUUCGGCCCUCUUCGGGAACGCUACCUCAAUCGACCGGGUGGUUAUACUCGUGUCCUCCGUCUCGAGCCCAUAAAAGAAGAUCAAGCCCCCUCUGCCAUCCUCGAACUCGUCGACGGCCCGAAAGACAUGCGCUUCGCUCUUACUGCGAAAACGAUUGCGAGAGUGCGAGACAAUGGCCACGAUAUCAACGACAUGACGGCUGCCAACAUCCGCAAAGUCACGCAGUUUCGACCGAAUGCUGAGCAGGAUUUGGACGACAUGGUGGCCAAGUUUCAGAAUUUGGCGGCGGAGGGUGAUGCGGGGGUGCAAGAGGUGGUGAAGAAGCGCGUCUACCCAGAUUUGCCGAGGAGUCGGUGA
This is a messenger RNA of Neohortaea acidophila, 600 nucleotides long. RefSeq names its product ribosomal protein L17. The coding region runs from base 1 to 600 and encodes 199 amino acids. Gene Ontology annotation, cellular component: ribosome; mitochondrial large ribosomal subunit. Gene Ontology annotation, biological process: translation. Lineage: Eukaryota; Fungi; Ascomycota; Dothideomycetes; Mycosphaerellales; Teratosphaeriaceae. Gene Ontology annotation, molecular function: structural constituent of ribosome. The record is from RefSeq and is a predicted model, not a curated record. The transcript is spliced from 2 exons.